GCCCACUUUGUUUUGUUUUUUUGAGUUGUAAAUACGUUAAACGGACGCGAAUUGUCGAGCGUUGCGUUUUACUCAGAGAUACAGCGUGCUCACGUAGCGUUACUCUUCUCUCGUAAAUAAAUUAAACUGUAGAUUAGUUUAACUAGUCGUUGUAGCGUUUUUACAUUUUAGAACAUUGUAUAUUUAUAAUACGGAGGUUAUUGUGAUUAAAUGCUACGUUUUGACAAGUCGUGAGGUGGUAAAGUUGGUUGGCUAGCCAUAUUGAGAUAUCUAGCUGUUGGCAUUGUUCUUGCUUUUAUCGAAGAAAAAUAAUUUAUCAUAUUAUCACAGUACUGUCAGUGUUCCCCAUUAACUUUUUAAAAUGUCAUAAGCACACUAAAUGUUGUGGAAGACUGAGGGUUGCCCUGCCAACUGGUUUUAAAAAGUGAGCUGACAACUUUGCUAAUCAACUAGCUACUUAGCUAACUAGUAAGAGGAAGAAGAACAGGGGGACAGAGCUUGUGAGCCAUCUUGUGUGUGUAAAUCGCUAGCAAUUUCUGAUUACUGGAUGGAUAUAAUUCAUUGUUAGUUGUCUCUGGGGCACUAACAUAUUUUAAGGCCAUACCUGAUGUGAUAAUCAAACGGAAACGCAGUCGUACACACGGAAUUUCUUCCCCAAAAUAACAGAACUGAAACAUCUUCGGCGUUUUUCCGAAAAUAUCAGUUUGCAUCUGUUGAAGAAGAUGCACUAUUACAGAUAUGAAAAUGCAGAGGUCAGCUGUUGCUACAAAUACCUCAUGUUCAGCUACAACAUUAUCUUUUGGCUAGCUGGAACAGCAUUCAUUGCAAUUGGCUUCUGGGCCUGGAGUGAAAAGGGUGUUUUAUCAGAUCUGACACAAGUUACACGUCUACAUGGUUUUGACCCAGUUUGGGGGGUGUUGGUUGUGGGCACAGUCACUUUUGUUUUGGGAUUUGCUGGGUGUGUUGGAGCUCUCAGGGAAAACAUCUGCCUACUUAAGUUUUUCUCUGGAGUCAUUGGCUUCAUCUUCUUCCUGGAGUUGACGGCUGCAGUGUUGGCGUUUGUGUUCCAGGGACAAGUUAGGGAAUGGAUCAAUGAUUUCUUCUUGGCCAAUGUGAAGGCCUACAGGGAAGACAUUGACCUCCAGAAUCUGAUCGACUCUCUCCAGAAGCUGAAUCAUUGCUGUGGAGCUAAAGACCCCAACGACUGGAAUCUAAAUGUGUAUUUUAAUUGCUCAGAGGGUAACCCCAGCAGAGAGAAAUGUGGAGUGCCCUUUUCCUGCUGCAUCAGCGACCCUGCUGAUACAGUGUUGAACACGCAGUGUGGUUAUGAUGUUAGAAAAUCAGGCACACCGACUCACUGGAGCAACACCAUAUAUGUCAAAGGAUGCAUGAUGGCUUUAGAGGAGUGGCUUCCACGCAAUCUCUACAUUGUGGCUGGAGUCUUCAUAGUCAUAUCGUUGCUACAGAUGGUGGGAAUCUUCUUGGCAAGGACGCUGAUCGGAGACAUUGAAAAAGUCAAGUUUAAUUAUUAGUUAAACUCACAUAACUGAAAGGGAUCAAAGGGCAAUGUAUAGAAAAAGACAUGAACCACCUGUUAUUCUUCAGCGUUUUUUUUGUGAAGAAAAGGACUCUGGACCAUUCACUGGACCACCUUUUCAGCAUUUUUAUAGACCACGUAUUGAAUACGUAACUGCCUGAGUUAUCUUGGAUACCGUCACACGUGUGCCUUCUCUCUUCUUCAAGUUUACCUCCAGCCCCCUCCCUGUUUCUAUUUUAUUUUUAUUUUUUUUCAAAUCUUUUUAUAGGACUACCGUUAACCAAACAUUUGUAUUUUUGGGACCACUAUUAACCAAGCUGGGAAUACAUGGUGGCAACAUGAUGGGUCCAUAACCUAUAAACUAACCUGAAACGUAAUGACAAAGUCGUCAACCAAGCUUUGAUUACUAAAAUGUAUCUGUAUGUUCCUGUUGCACGCACUCCAAAAUCUUGUGUACUCUUUUCUUUUAGAGAACAAAAUUAAUUAGUACAAAAGCACAAAUUGGAACAAAUGUAGGAUGUUUUUUAAAAGCAUGUUUGUUAUUCCUUAGAUAAAACAUGCAAAAAUUAAGACUUAAAUGAAUAACUGGCCUCUCAUAGUAAAAAGUGUAAUGAAAGAGAACAAUUUUUACGCAGUUUUAACUGCCGUAAAUACAUAUCUUUAAAGUUUGUUGAGUUUAGUUGUAUUCGUGACUUAAUAUUUCUGCAGACAGAAGUUCUGUGUUUAAUGUCAAGAAAAAAAUAUCAGGAUCUGACCGGAAGUACUCACAUGUAAAUGGAAGCUGGGAAGAAGUCGAAUGCCAGCGAGUCUAAAAGAGAUGCAUCAAUGUGUUCUUUAUUUUACCGUAAGCACCUCAUAUGCGCUAUUAUUUGUCCAGACUGUUAGUGACCAUUUUAAUUAAAUAUUUGCAUUUAUAAAUGCGUACAUCGUAUGGAUCUGUGCAGACCUUUAUAAGUCACUAGAGUUAUGGCUUAUAAUACUGAUGUCAGCAUUGCCUUGAAAUGCCAACAUUUACCUCCUUUUUCUACUCUUACUUGGUGACUUUAUACAAAAAUGCAGAUUGUGCCUUUUCUCUGGCAUUGAAGAUUACAUAUGUAUUGUACCAUGCUUAAGCUGGAUAGAAUCAAACCCACGCUUAGUCUUUUUUACGGGUACUCGAAGAAUAUUUACUUUUUUGUAUUUUCAGUUUAAAACUUAACUGCCAUUACAGCACAAACUACUUAAAAUGCGUAACAUUAACAAUAUAACAUUAUCAUGUCUUCACACUUGGAGUAGCCAAAACAUAUGCAUUCUGACAUAAAUGCAAACACAUGCCUGUCUUCACUUUUCUAAAACCCAAAGACUUAUCUUUUCGCAGUUCUGUCUUAGUAUACUUGUAUAUGACUAUUCAAAUUCUCAUUGCAAAAUAGAAAUUAUUUUUAAAAAAGCAUUUAGUUAAUCUUUUUAAUUGGAGUGCACUAUUUUGUCCCUUUUUGGAGUGUCUGUCUGUGCCACUGUGUAGUGUUAAAGCGUGAUAGAGUAUUUACGUGAAGGGAUAUUUUUUUGUUUGAUUUAGAUGUCAUUUGAAUAUUUGUUGUCUUUGUAAAUAUUUUCUGAAUUUAUUUCAUUUUUAUAUUCAAUAAAAGUCUUACAUUAUUAGCCACAUUA
Molecule: messenger RNA, 3184 nt
Organism: Labeo rohita (rohu)
Lineage: Eukaryota; Metazoa; Chordata; Actinopteri; Cypriniformes; Cyprinidae
Gene: tspan14
Product: tetraspanin 14
Exons: 9
Coding region: 723-1532 (269 amino acids)
Biological process (GO): regulation of vascular endothelial growth factor signaling pathway; protein maturation; protein localization to plasma membrane
Cellular component (GO): membrane
Source: RefSeq, a predicted model, not a curated record